AUUGCAGCUCAYAUUUUUGCUCGCGGCACUGCUGCCGGCAGCAGCAUAUCCACAGACUCAGCCCUCGGACUGCAGCGAYGUUUACAGAUCCGGGUCGGGUCUGGACGGCGUGUACACCAUUUACCCCGCAGGCCCCACCUCUCCUGUGCAGGUUUACUGUGACAUGAGUAACGACGACGUUGACGGCUCUGCAGAAAAAUGGACGGUGAUUCAAAAAAGAAAAGAUGGCACGGUAAACUUCUAUAUGAAGUGGGAUCACUACAAAAAAGGAUUUGGCAGUGCUGCUGGAGAGUACUGGCUCGGUCUGGAGACGAUGCACCUGCUGACCCAGGCCAAGAGCUACGAGCUGAGGGUCGACAUGGAGGACUUUGAGGGUCAGAAGGUCUUCGCCCAUUACUCGGACUUUUCUGUCGGCCCCGAGUCAGAAGGAUACAAGCUCAGCCUGGGGACAUUCGUCAAAGGAGCAGCAGGAGACUCUCUAAGAGGUCACAACGGACAGAAAUUUACCACCACAGACAACGAUCAAGACGUACAUGCCUCAAACUGUGCCAGGCUGGUAUACGGCGGGUUCUGGUAUGCGGCGUGCUUUGGUGCCAACCCCAACGGCAUCUACACAUGGGGUCCUUCCCCCCGUGCAASUGGUGUGCAGUGGAACACCUUUAAAGGCCUUGAAUACUCUCUGAAAACCAUGAUAAUGAAGAUUAGACCAAUUGCUACAUAAAAACUGAACCAACAGUUGAGAAAACUUCUUCAGGACUCAACAAAAACAGCUACAACUCCAUCAACUUAAAAUGAUCUUAGUCUUAAAUCCUAGCAUGCUAGGAGGCAGGUGAUAUUUAUUUUUUCUACAAAUGCCAGGCCAUUAAUUCUUAAAACAUUCAUCCGUCACUUUUUAUACUUCCAUCUAUGAAAACGCAUUUCAUAAUAACUGAAACAACCCAGCAAGUUUUAGUUAAAAGAACUAGAGAAACAAAUUAAGUUGCAUGUUUGUUUUACAGAGAGCAGAGCUACAGGUCCUCUAGCGGCCCCUGCUGGCUGGUCCACAGUACUGCACACUCUGCAGCAGGAGAUWAAAGCUCCUGUUUAGCCUGGGAUUCUGUAAAAUCCUGACAUGUAAACAAUAAAAUCUGUCUGUUUUUUUUCUGUGGACAUUUAAAGUACACACAACAAAAAGUGCUGUUUUUGUAAAUAUUUAAUAAUGUUACUGAUGUUACAAAGUGCAGUUUUUAUUAA
Messenger RNA from Austrofundulus limnaeus, 1233 nucleotides. Its product is annotated as microfibril-associated glycoprotein 4. Lineage: Eukaryota; Metazoa; Chordata; Actinopteri; Cyprinodontiformes; Rivulidae. The record is from RefSeq and is a predicted model, not a curated record. Bases 164 to 721 code for a protein of 185 amino acids. The transcript is spliced from 4 exons. Gene Ontology annotation, biological process: elastic fiber assembly.